Ceratosolen solmsi marchali is the source of this 2322-nucleotide messenger RNA. RefSeq lists its product as uncharacterized. Bases 161 to 1396 code for a protein of 411 amino acids. NCBI's taxonomy places the organism in Eukaryota, Metazoa, Arthropoda, Insecta, Hymenoptera, Agaonidae. The transcript is spliced from 3 exons. The record is from RefSeq and is a predicted model, not a curated record.
UUCCCCGCGGCGCUCGCUCAAUUGCUCUCGCAGACGCGGCAUUUUACGUCGAGCAGCGGGGGGAACGGAGGAGAACCGAGCGAGUGGUGUGGAGCGUGACCGCGGAGAGGACGCGCGCAGUUCUGUUGUGCCAGAGGAAGGAAAGAUAGUGCGGUGCGAGAUGUCGUCGACGAUGAGGCUCGUGCUCGCGGUGGCCGCGGUGUGCGCGGUCGCAGUGUCCUCCGGCGCGAGCUUCGACCUCGGCCCGAUCGUCAGGGUCGCCCAGUGCAGGUCCCAGUGUCUCAAGAAGCACAGCAUCGACGGCUCCUGCGAGUGGUGGCGACACGGAGAGACCGGCUGUAACGAAUGUUGGCAGCAUUGCGAGUCCCUGGAGCGGCAGUGGGGCGGUAUCGGCAAUUGGAAGGCGACGGCGGCAGCGGCGCAGCAACAAGCGACCGCCUCGACGAGAGGCUCCGCUAGCUGCGACGACUACGAGUACAAGCAGUGCCCAUCGUGCAAGACGGCCUGCGAGUACCGGAAGGGUCAGGUGGUCGAGCAGUACCUGCCGUCGAUGCUGCCGGCGCCUCAUCGGGCCCCGGUCUCCCUUACCAAGAACGACGUUGCCAUUCUCAUGCGUAAGAUUCGCCAGGAAUGGAAGGUCUUCGAUUACUAUCCGGGAAUACGGACGCCGAGCUCCCUACGCCAAGACGAGUGGAUAGUGGCGGUCGUGGAGGACGGCGGGGUAACCCACUACAGCUGGGAGGAAUGGAUGCCGACCUUGGACUCGCUGAAGGAAGGCCCGCUAUUCGAGGCGACUAUAUCAUGGCGCGACGUUGAUAGCCAAUUGAAGCACCAGCAGGUGCUGGAGCAAAAGAGAUUCAACGACAGAGUGCGCCAGUUCUUCCUCGAAAAGUACGGUGAGAAGGUGCUCGAAUGGCGAAACCAGGACGAGGAUCAGGCGAUACCGGAGGAGGUGUUCCGAAGGUUCUUCUUCCGUAGGAAGGAUCACGAGAGCCACCAGAUUGAUGAGAACUCGGAGCCGUCCACCGUUGACAGCGAGGACGAGAGGAAGCAAACCCAAGUGGCCAAAGAGUCCUUCGUGGUAUCUUGGGAACCCGAAACCGGCGGUCUCAUGGGCAAUCAGGUAGCCGAUUCGGAUUUCGCGCAAAUCAGUCUUCUGCCCGGAACUAAGUAUUUAGUAAGAAUUGCCUCGAACGAGGGACCGGGAAGUUUCCCCAUUGAAGUCGAUACAAGGCCGAGCUCCAUUCAGGUACACAGGAUUAAAAAAAACUUCGAAAACAUUUACCCCUGGGCCUUCCUUGCUGCCAGCAUGUGCGCGGCCAUCAUCGUAUGCAUCAUUAUCAUUGUCAAGCUUUUGAGGAAGGGCAAGGAGGUCGAGCCCGAGGAAGAGGUAUGAUGAUCGUCAUGGGAGAGGAGGAUAGAAGAGAAGCAUAGAGUAAACGGAGUUUCUUCCGACUUGGGAUUUAUUGGAGGCUGACCGAUUGGGCGAUCAAAUGCCAAUCGACGUUAUCGAUUACGAGUUCGUAAUCGAGUUAUCCAUGGCUCGGGUUCCAACACAGUGCGAGCCUACGCCAACGAAUACACCUAUUCGGAGCUCUAAGAGAUUACGUAGUUUUAAAUUUAAGAUUGUAUGGUGCUCUGACAGAACGAGGAAACUCGGGGAUGGAUGCUGAUACGAUUACUACCCAUAUGAUCAUCAAGGGCCAGUUUUAUUGCUUACAUCGGCGAUUAUUAUUCCUAAACAUCUUAGGAAUUCACUCUUUUAUUGUAUCUGUAAUAAUUAUAAUACCGCUUAGAAUAAUCAAUUGUAUUUUAAACCGUCGGCGCCAGACUUUGUAUCUAUAUGUCAUUGUAAAAAGUUAUAUUUUUAUCUGUAUAAGCGAUGUAUGGAGGGAUACGUGUUACAGUUUCACCAAAAUGCCAUAAUCUUAAAAAGAAAAGGACACGACACAAUGAUGCUCCAUUCACUUUACACGCAACUUUUACACAAGAUCCUCUUCGCUCAUCAACCUCGACACAAAUAUUAAUUUUAACACGAACACUCGAGUGAACAUUCUGAAAUCAUUUAUUGCAUACGCGCACACAUAAGACACAAUUAGUUUUGUAAUUCAUACAAUUUGUAUAAUAUUUUUGUAAUUACUAUUAUUGACCGUGCGACUUGCUCAAGCUGCAACGAACAGACUGUACGAGAGUUCCUAUUGGUAAGGAGGAGCGCAUGAGACUUGAUUAUGUCGCGCGCCCAAAACGAUUGUAUUUAUUUGUAAAUAAUAUCGAACCCUGUAAAUAUUACUAGACAAUUUAAUAAAACCUAUAUGUGAAUUA